AUGUCUUAUUCGUAUCUUUUCAAAUACAUCAUCAUCGGUGAUACAGGUGUUGGUAAGUCGUGCCUGCUCCUACAGUUCACCGACAAGCGCUUCCGACCAGACCACGACUUGACGAUAGGAGUUGAAUUCGGUGCUCGGUUGGUCAAUGUUGACGGCAAACAGAUCAAGCUCCAAAUUUGGGACACAGCGGGACAGGAGAGUUUCCGCUCAAUAACGAGGAGCUAUUAUCGUGGAGCCACCGGAGCUCUCCUGGUGUAUGACAUCUCAAGACGAGACACCUUCAAUCAUCUUACUCGCUGGUUAGAGGAGGCAAGGCAGAACUCUAAUCCCAACAUGGUCAUCAUGCUCAUCGGUAACAAGUGCGAUCUUGAGAGACGUGAAGUCUCUUACGAUGAGGGUGCCAAAUUCGCUAGAGACAAUAAUCUGAUAUUCUUGGAAGCAUCGGCGAAGACAGCCCAGAAUGUGGAGGAGGCAUUCCUCCAGACUGCCAGGAAGAUCUACGAGAAUAUACUCGCUGGUGUUUAUGAUUUAUCUAACGAGGUGAGCAAUGAAUAUUCAACAUUGAACUCUGCCAACUGA
This is a messenger RNA of Perkinsus marinus ATCC 50983, 579 nucleotides long. Its product is annotated as RAB-2,4,14, putative. The transcript is spliced from 5 exons. Lineage: Eukaryota; Perkinsozoa; Perkinsida; Perkinsidae. Gene Ontology annotation, molecular function: GTPase activity; GTP binding. The coding region runs from base 1 to 579 and encodes 192 amino acids. The record is from RefSeq and is a predicted model, not a curated record. Gene Ontology annotation, cellular component: Golgi apparatus.